AUGAGGUAUCUAAAAUGGUGGUACAAGAAGACCCAAGUGGAGAAGAAGGCUCCGUUCAUCGAUAUGUUUCAUUCCCAGCCUUUGCGUCAAAUAUAUGGUGCUCCGCUCGGUGGGAUUGGAGGGGGAACCAUUACGAGGGGCUGGAGGGGGGAGUUCUGCAGAUGGCAACUUAUUCCUGGGAUGUACCACUACAAAACUGUUAUAGCUAACCAGUUCACCGUGUGUUUGCGUCGUGGGGGGCAAACUGUUUACCAGCAGGUGCUGUCUGUGGAGCGUCCCCCCACGUUACAAGGCUGGAACUGGGGCUUCUGUGGGGAGUAUGCCUUCUAUCACGCUUUGUAUCCUCGCGCCUGGACUGUUUAUCACCUGCCGGGUCAGAACGUCACCCUCACAUGCAGACAGAUUUCUCCCGUCAUCCCUCACGAUUACCAGGAUUCUAGUCUCCCAGUGGCGGUGUUUGUGUGGGACAUAGAAAACAAAAAUGACUAUGAUUUAGAAGUCUCCAUCAUGUUUACAAUGGUCAACGGAUCAGGACACAAGGACGACAAGAGCGGGGGACACUGGAAUGAACCACUUCAUCUGGAAAAGGAUGGGGAGGCAGUGUCUGGAGUCCUACUACAUCACUGCACCACAGUAAACCCUUACACCCUGUGCAUCGCAGCCCGAGAGCAGCCUGACAGAGAGAUCAGCCACCAGACAGCAUUCAGUCCAAAGGGAACCUGUGGAGGUUUGUGGAGUGACCUCAUCACAGACGGACGGCUGGAUUCCCCCACAGGAUCCAGUCCACCAACGCUGAAGGGGGAAAAGGUGGCAGCCGCCUUAGCGGCGGGAUGCCUGGUACCCGCUCAUAAACGGAACAGUUUGGAGUUCUGCCUGACCUGGGACAUGCCCAAAAUAACAUUUGGCUCAAAAGAGAGGGAACACUUAAGGAGAUAUACUCGUUACUUUGGGGCUAACGGUGACGCGUCACCUUCGCUCAGUCAUUACGCACUAACGCACUACAAACAGUGGGAGAGAAGCAUCGAGGAGUGGCAGAAACCCAUACUACAGGACAGCUCUCUUCCAUCUUGGUAUAAGUCGGCUCUGUUCAACGAGUUGUACUUUGUGGCGGAUGGAGGAACCGUGUGGAUAGAGCUACCAAAGGAUGCUGAUGUCAGUGGGGGGGUGCGCAGCGAGAACGGGGGUCUGCCCGCUCAGCCUGCUGUCGUCAAGGAGUACGGACGUUUUGCUUACCUAGAAGGUCAAGAGUAUAGAAUGUACAACACAUAUGAUGUGCACUUCUACGCCUCCUUUGCACUCAUCAUGCUGUGGCCCAAACUAGCCCUGAGUUUGCAAUAUGAUAUUGCUGGCAGUGUGGUUCAGCAAGACCUGACAGAGAGGCUUCAUCUGAUGAGUGGGCAUUGUUCUCCUGUCAAGACCAAAAAUGUGGUUCCUCAUGACAUAGGAGACCCAGACGAUGAGCCUUGGCAGAGGGUGAAUGCCUACCUCAUCCAUGACACGGCAGACUGGAAGGACCUGAACCUGAAGUUUGUCCUGCAGGUCUACAGGGACUUUCACCUGACUCUGGACAGACAGUACCUGCAGGAGAUGUGGCCCAUCUGUCAGGCUGUGAUCGAGUCGGAGAUGAAGUUCGAUCAGGAUGGAGACGGACUGAUAGAAAACUCGGGAUAUGCUGAUCAGACAUACGACGGCUGGACAGUAACUGGGCCAAGUGCAUACUGUGGUGGGCUGUGGCUGGCGUCCCUGUGUGUGAUGAGUAAAAUGGCCAGACUUUUGGAUGAAAACGAAGAAUACCAACGAUACAAGGACAUCUUGGACAGGGGCAGAGCUGCAUUUGACAAAUUGUUGUGGAAUGGGAAGUACUAUAACUACGACAGCAGUGGGAGACAGCUUUCUAACAGCAUCAUGUCUGACCAAUGUGCUGGUCACUGGUUCCUCAAAGCAUCUGGUCUGGGAGAAGGAGACUACCAGGUUUUUCCUAAAGAAAAGAUUCAGAGUGCACUGAAAUCUGUCUUUGACUUGAAUGUGAUGGGCUUUGCUGAAGGCCAGAUGGGAGCUGUUAACGGCAUGCGCCCCGAGGGAGUGCCCGACCGCUCCAGUGUCCAAUCAGACGAGGUCUGGAUUGGAGUCGUGUAUGGACUGGCAGCUACUAUGAUCCAUGAGGGUAUGUGGGCAGAAGGUAUGCGAACGGCAGAGGGUUGUUACCGGACAGUUUGGGAGAGGUUGGGCAUGGCCUUUCAGACUCCGGAAGCCUAUUGUGAGAAGAGCAUCUUUCGCUCCCUGGCCUACAUGAGGCCCCUCAGUGUUUGGGCCAUUCAGCUUGCCCUGAACAUGUCACAGAAGGAUCACACCGAAUCAACUAAAAUUGAAGACAACAAACCCUGAGUCAUCAAAUGAUGUGAAUACAGUAGAGAAAUGGAGCAAGAUCCUAAAAAAAUCCUGAAGUUAUUUCUCAUCCUUACCAUGUACCACUCUAUUUGACUGCUUCUUAUGACUUCUGUUAGUUAUCUUCCAAAUGUUUUCUGUAAAUCAUUCAGAUUGGUAGCUACCAAGUCCCUACAAAGCAACAUUAUUUUGGCCCCUUCUACACAACUCCAGACAUUUAAAAAAAUAAAGAUUCUUCUGCAUUUGCAACUCUCAAGAUAAUUCUAACAGUUUCUAGUGGGAAAAAAAACAAGAGGUUGUUAAAAUCACAUUCCAAAAUUAAUAAAAAACAUUAGUUUAAAAAGUGUCCAAAGUAGUGUAGAUGGGGCCUGCCAGGACAUUUUUAACACUUUGCAAGAUGCCUUGUACUAUGAAUCUUAGACAUAAAAUAAAUGGUCUGCAUUUAAUGCUAAAAUUUAAACUUUUCUUUUAGUAAAUUAUCCCACUGUACACAUGAAAACACUACAUUUCCUAUAAAUCCAAUAUUUGCACACUCAGAACUCAUUUGUAGGUAUCACAUUUUCUGAAUCACAUUUUGAAUGCUGUGGUAAUUAGUGACGAGUGACAUUAAUAAUUUUUGAGAGUCUGUAUUAUAUUAUUCUUAUUUGAUUAUUAUUAUUAUUGUAAUAGUAUUUGUUGACUUUUGCAUGUCAGUCUAAAAUUAGUGUAUAAAAGUUGCAG
Molecule: messenger RNA, 3105 nt
Organism: Nematolebias whitei (Rio pearlfish)
Lineage: Eukaryota; Metazoa; Chordata; Actinopteri; Cyprinodontiformes; Rivulidae
Gene: gba2
Product: glucosidase, beta (bile acid) 2
Exons: 17
Coding region: 1-2385 (794 amino acids)
Biological process (GO): glucosylceramide catabolic process; central nervous system development; carbohydrate metabolic process
Cellular component (GO): membrane
Molecular function (GO): beta-glucosidase activity; glucosylceramidase activity
Source: RefSeq, a predicted model, not a curated record